CUGUGUUGCGGGAGCAGGAGGAAGAGGGAGAAAGAUAAGCAUGAGCUUGCAAGCUUGAUCGACGCGUCGUCGUCGUCGUCGUCGUUGUGGUUGUGGUUGUUGUCGUUGUCGUAGUUGUUGUUGUUUAGUUGAGGUUCGGUAGUUGUCUGUGCGUUUGCGACUAUGGCGUCUUCGCUGCUCCGCACCUGUUGCUGCACGCCAUCCACUGCCGCUGCUGCUGCAGCACCCCUCGCCGAGCCUCGCCGAGGCGCAACCGCAUCCAAUGUCGCUGUUAGGUUGAGUCAAUUGUGCUCGGAGCUUCGGUGGAGUGGUGGCCAUCCCACGUCGUUAUUUUUGAACAGAGGUUAUACGGCUAGGGAUUCGCGCAGGCAGAAGCGAUUUAGUGCUGUGUGCAUGGUGUUGCCCGCCGGAGAUACGCACAGAGUGGAAUCCCCUAAGGUGAACUGGGAGUCCAGGGCCGUGAAAUCUUUCAGCAUGUCUGAGUUGGAAGCUCGCAAGUUGAGGUACCCUAACACAGGAACAGAGUCGAUUCUAUUAGGUAUUCUUACAGAAGGUACAAGUGAAGCAGCAAGAUAUCUUAGAAAGAAUGGUGUAACUUUAUUUGGAGCUAAGGAGGAGAUAAUUAAGCUAUUGGGCAAAGCUGACAUGUAUUACUUCAGCCCAGAGCACCCACCUCUCACCGACUCUGCCCAAAAGGCUUUGGAAUGGGCUGUUGACCCAAAGAACAUACCUGAGGGUGUUUCUGAUCGAGAGUUGAGCACGACAAUGUUGGUGCUCGGUAUCUGGGCUCAGAAGGGUUCGGGUGGUCAAAAAGUACUUGAGAAACUUGGGAUCAACGACGAGAAAAUUGCUGAGCUUGCUGCUACUAUGAAAAAUUCACCUGCCAGUAACUAUCAACAACUAGUAAAAUAGGUCGAUAUUAUCCAGGUUUGACCAAACGUCUGGGGCUGAAACCUUCUGCGUAAGAACAAAUCGGUGGUCAACUCGCUUCAUUAGAUAAUUGUUUCUGAGCAACAUAGCCAUUUUAUCUGGGAAAUUUUGCUUCUGUUUAAUGAUGUCAUACCAAUCUGUAGUGAAGUUUCUUGCAUGAUUUUCAAAUAAUUGCAUCUAACGCUGUCACGUUUCCAUGGAAAUUAAAAUGACUUUCUGGCGUUUU
Molecule: messenger RNA, 1156 nt
Organism: Physcomitrium patens
Lineage: Eukaryota; Viridiplantae; Streptophyta; Bryopsida; Funariales; Funariaceae
Product: ATP-dependent Clp protease ATP-binding subunit CLPT1, chloroplastic
Source: RefSeq, a predicted model, not a curated record